This is a messenger RNA of Gilbertella persicaria, 1513 nucleotides long. RefSeq lists its product as uncharacterized. The transcript is spliced from 7 exons. Bases 1 to 1041 code for a protein of 346 amino acids. Gene Ontology annotation, molecular function: oxidoreductase activity; nucleotide binding. Gene Ontology annotation, cellular component: cytoplasm. Lineage: Eukaryota; Fungi; Mucoromycota; Mucoromycetes; Mucorales; Choanephoraceae. Gene Ontology annotation, biological process: NADPH regeneration. The record is from RefSeq and is a predicted model, not a curated record.
AUGUCUGAAAAGCCUCUUCGCGUUGGUAUUGUUGGUACUGGUAUUUUUGCCUAUCGUCAUCAUAGAGCCUAUAAGGCUAUUGGAAACAAGUAUAAAAUUGUAGCUUGUUCAAAUAGAUCCAAAGAAAAGGCAUUAGCUUUUGCUAAAGAGGUUGGCAUUCCCGAAUCUGCUGUGUACACCAAUUCUGCUGAUCUUAUUAAUGAUCCAAACGUUGAUGUGGUAGACAUUCUUUUACCCGUCCAGUUCAAUAAAGAGGUUAUCGAAGCUGCAGUAGCUGCCAACAAGCAUGUCAUGUUUGAGAAGCCCAUUGCUGCUACUCUUAAGGAUGCCCGUGACAUUGUAUCUAUCUCUCAAAAGGCAAAGACAGUUGUUGCUGUCAGUGAGAAUUGGUCUUACCAUCCAGCAGCUUUCGCAGUAGCCGAGUUUGUUAGAAAUGGUGGCAUCGGAGAAAUUGUCAACUUUACUUAUGAUUCAGCUCGUCCCUAUAGCCCAAACUCGCCUUAUCACUCAACUAAAUGGCGUCAAAACCCUGAGCAUCCUGGCGGCUAUUUAAGUGAUGGUUGUGUGCACGACAUGGCUCAUUUGGUUCCUAUCCUAGGCAACUUUGAUACUGUGGCUGCUUUUGCCACAAAGAGACACAGUAUCCAUGUGUGUGAAGACACUUUGGCUACAACUAUCAAGCUCGAAAGUGGUGCUGUUGGUGUUGCUAACUUUACUUUUUGUUCCGCAGGCCAUAAGAAGCAAGACUUGCUUGUACACGGUACAAAGGGUACUGUCAAAUUAAUCAAUGAUGAUCAAGUCGAAUUAUUCAAUGAAAAUGGUGAAGCUGUUGACGCUUCUAAUGUUUUGUCCCUUCAAUCCAAUGCUCCAGGCAAUGGCUUUUCUGAUGUUGAGGGUGAGAUGUCUGCUUUUUAUGAUGCUGUUCGCUCAGGCAAGAAAUUGGGUGUUACCACUGAAGAAGCUUUCCACCACCUCGCUUUUAUUGUUGCCUCUCUAGAAUCAGUUAAGACUGGUCAAGCUGUCAAAGUUGAACAGAUCUAGAAUAUGUAUUUUUUUUAAUAUAAAAUAAAGAAUAUUGGGUAUAUGUAAACUAGAUCUUCAAAGUGUCUCUUCCUCAUCUUCCAACCAAGUGUUGAGAUUACCCAACUCUUCUUCUUGAUUUUGCUGCGGUAGAUGCUGCCACUGCCGAUUAUCAGCACCGCCUCUAACAAACCAUAGCAAGCCUGUAUUACGCAACAUACUCCUACCAACUUGAAAACGAGUUCAGUAUGAGUACUUGUAUAUGUAUUUAUUGUCUUACUGCAUGUCCCACAGCAAAAGCACCAGCAUAAUCCUGCCAAGAACACUAAUACCAUUGCAGAGACAAUUAUCCAGACUUGCAAUAACGUAAGCUCUGCCAUAAGAGGGAAGAAGGAGAAGAAGAAAAAAUAAAAUAAUUCAAUCGGCGUUCUAUGCUUGUUGAACAAUAAAACUAUGAUAACUAAACCUGUUCAAUAUACAACGUUCGAUCUUU